Loxodonta africana (African savanna elephant) is the source of this 5866-nucleotide messenger RNA. RefSeq names its product protein MGARP-like. NCBI's taxonomy places the organism in Eukaryota, Metazoa, Chordata, Mammalia, Proboscidea, Elephantidae. The record is from RefSeq and is a predicted model, not a curated record. The transcript has a single exon. Bases 2357 to 3115 code for a protein of 252 amino acids. Gene Ontology annotation, cellular component: mitochondrion; mitochondrial outer membrane. Gene Ontology annotation, biological process: anterograde axonal transport.
UAACUGGCCAGCUGAGAAAAUCCAAGAGCUGAUUUGUACCCAGUUUUGAAUUAACUGUAAAACUUCAAUGCAGUGCUAAGGAGAAGCACAUUAUUUUGUAUGACUAUUAAUUCAUCUUUUAACCCUCUGAUAUCUCUCAUUAACACACUUGAUGGUUGGUAUGAAAUUAUGAGUAGCUGUACAAAUAUUUAAAGUACAGUAGAACCCUAUCUUUUAUUGUGUGCAUGUAGGUCUGCUAGAAAAAUGAAAUGUUCAGUAAGACCAAAUGAAAAACCAAAAAAGAAUAAUAAGAUACAAGUAGUCCCCAACUUACGAAAUAUUUGAGUUACUACAAACCGCACUUAGCAACCAUCCCUUUUUUUUUUGGCAUCAUUAGUAAUAAGUGCUUCAUAUAGUAUUGCGGCGUGUAAUUUGCUGAUGUUGAUCAUUCUCAUGCCAACCCCCAAAGACAAAGAUUGGGUUUAUGAAGAUACUGAUAGUAAAAGGAAAUAAAAUAAAAACUAAAAAAAAAAAAAAUGAGGUAUUUGACUUACAUCAGAACUGACUUAUGACAGAGUCAUUGGAACAGAACCCUGUUAUAAGUCAGGGACUACCCGUAAUUGGUUUUGAUGGGCUACUAUCUUAGAGUUCUUAAAUAGGAGGUUUUGCCUGGGCAAGUAGCUUAAUGUUCACUAUAUCUGGAAAAUGUUAAAGCACAAAAAUUAACUUGUCUCCUAAAUCUAACAAUUAUGCCAAAGUUAUUAGACAAAAUAUAAAAAUAAAAAUAUGCUUACUAAAGAUAUAAUCUUAAUGAAAUAACAGGAUAAAAUAAUUUUUUACAGACUGUAAAAUUAAUGACAAUAGUGUCAUUUUAAUGCUUAGAAAAUUUUCAUUAUUUGAGUUACGUAUUCCAUUCUGGAAUCUUUCCAGGAUAAUGCCACAUCAACAGCAUUAUCAUGGACCAUUAUUGUGACCUCUUGACCACUGCAUAAAUCAAAUCAUGCAUUAAACUGUACAUGUAAUUAUUUAAAACCUGAUAUAAUGUAGGCUGUCUGUUGAUCAGGCUGUGUUUGCAUAUCCGGUGUUUGUAUUCUACCCACUGUUAUACAGGUUUCUGAUAUACUUAAUUUUGUGUAACUUUUGAGGGAAGUGAUUAAACAAGGGGAGAGGGGUCAUGUCACAGUACAUUUUCCUGUAAGAAAAAAGUACUGAAAUUAUUUUAUGUUUGCAGAAUUAUAAGUGUUAAAUGAGCACAAGUCUUUCAUUGUUAGGACCUGUAUUGAGACAAGUGACUGAGCACACUUGUAGUGAAAGGUCCCUUUGAGGACCUGAUGGAAUGCUAUAGAGCCUCUCCACAGAAGCGCCCGUAUACGUAUACACACAAAAUUGUACAUGCCGUUAUGAACUGACUGAAGCUGUGAACCUACUUCUAGAGCAGGUGUUAGUAGUCAUUACCAUUGUGUUUUAUUAACAGCCAGCUCAGAUAAAAUAGGGCACAGACAAUAUACGUUUUGAUAGUUGAUAAAGGGAAAUGGUCCUUGACAGGAUAAACUAGUUGCCAUCCUGGAAAGCAGAACAUAGGGUUUCUUAAGGAGAUCCAUGCUAACUCAUGAAGAGGAGUACUAAAAAGAGCAGAUAGAAUAGUGUGAGAGAUCUUUUCUGUUUGAGUUUUACUUUUGUAUGACAUUAAUCUUUAAAAUCAUAAUGUAGUAUAAUACUGCCUUACUCAUCUAGUGCUGCCGUAACAGAAAUACCACAAAUAGAUGGCUUUAACAAAAAGAAGUUUAUUCUCUCAUAGAAGUCCGAAUUCAGGGCACCGGCUCCAGGGGAAGGCUUUCUCCCUCGGUUGAGCUUCCCGUUAAUCUUCCCCCAGACUAGGAGCUUCUCCAAGCAGGGACCCUGGGUCCAAAGGAUGUGCUCUGCUCACUGCACUGCUUUCUUGGUGGUAUGAGGUCCCCCACUCACUACUUGCUUCCCUUUCUUUUAAAAGGUGGUGCAGACCACACUCCACGGAACCUCUCUUUACUCUGGAUCAGGGAGGUGACCUGAGUAAGGGUGGUGUUACAAUCCCACCCUAAUCCUCUUAACAUAAAAUUACAGUCACAAAAUGGAGGACAACCACACAAUACUAGGAAUCAUGGCCUAACCAAGUUGAUGAACACAUUUUGGGGGGGACGUAAUUCAAUCCAUGACAAAUACCAAACUUGUUUGUUUCCAUUUUUGAUAUACUUAGCAUUUUGAAUUUUGAUGGAAAAACUUUAAAGUAUUCUGCAGGGUGGUCGGCGCCCCUCCCCGGGGCGGGGCGCGCCCGGACUCGCUGCGCCCGGGUAGCCGGCGCCGGGCACUCGCCACUGCAGCGCCUUGAGCGGCGGGCGCGAUGUAUCUCCGCAGGGUGGUCUCCAAGACCCUGGCGCUGCCUCUGCGGGCGCCCCCCGGCUCCACGCCCUUCCGGAAGGACGCAUCUCUUCACCGGCUGUCAUCUAACAAACUUCCUGGAUCAUCUGGCUCAAAUCUGAUGUAUUAUCUGGUUGUAGGUGUCACAGUCAGUGCUGGUGGAUAUUAUACUUACAAGGCAGUCAGAUCAGAGCAAGCCAGACACACGGAACAUACGACAAAUUUGAAAGAAAACAACAAAGCAGAGUUAUAUUCACUUCAAGGUGAAGAAGAGAAUGCAGUGGAAGCAGAGAGAGCAAGUGCAGAAGCCCCUGAGGUGUCUGUAGUGGAAGCAGAGAAACCAAGUGCAGAAGCCCCUGAGGUGUCUGUAGUGGAAGCAGAGGUGGUUGGUACUGAAGAAGUUCCCAGUGCUACAGACGCAGUCAUAGAAGAGGAUUUAGCCUGUCCAGAAGGUGGGAACGCUGCUCUGGUGGGGAAGGCAGCAGUUGGUGCUGAAACUGGGCUAGAAGGUACAGAUGCACCCACAGGUGAAACCACAAAAGUCGAUGCAGAAGCGACCCAAGGGGUUACGGAGGCAGCUCCGUAUGAGGCUGUUGCCCACAGUCAUGAUGAAGCUAUAGCAGAGAAGGAAAGCUCUGACGAACACACUGAACGAGAAGAAGACACUUCCGCAGUUGAAUCAGAAUCCUCUGCUGGGGAUGUUUCACAGGAAGAAGCCAGUGCUGGUUCUGAGGCCGUCUAAGCUCAAGGCUGAUCUCACGCUGGUAGGCAUUUCAACGAACGUGCCACAGAGUGUCUGAAAGGUGCUUUUGUAUUUUUGGCAAUCUAAAUUUUUAACGGGGCUUCUUUUCUUGAAAACCUUAACAUACCUUGAAAAUCUUGGGUAUCUACUGAUAGAUUUUAGGAUUGAGAGAUUUGAGAUUUUACAUGUUUUAAGAGUUUUAUACUCUCCGAAGUAAGAAUAUAAAAUUACAGUAAUGAGCUUAAAUGGUUUCAUUUUUUAAUUUAAAUCUUGUAGGAACUGAACUAUCCAUGUAACCUCCUAUUCACUUUACUUUUGCUAUAUCUUUACCUUUAUUAUGUAGAUCUGGAUUAUUGAAUUUUGAUUUGAACUCAUUUAAAUAAAAUUGAAAAAUCUUCAAAAAAAAAGAAUUCUGAAGAAAAUAGAAAAUAUUAUUUAUAAACACAGAAUGCUGGGAAGACAGAGACUCAUGACUCCUCUCUAUAUGGCCAGGUCCUUCUAUAAAAUUCUGACAGAAGAGUUCUCUUAAAAUAAAAAGUUGCACAGAAUUACGGUCAUCCAGAAACCUUCCUUCUGUACCUCUUCAGAAUCAGUUUUAGUUAUUAUUUUUGUAAGACUGUAGCUAAAAUCUGUUUCGCUUGACUUCAAUGAAUAAACCAGUUAUGUACAGUUGGUUUUUUUAAAAAAAUUAGACAUCGUAAUUAGAAUAAAUUACUCUUGAGAGUAUUCUCUGAGCAGAGUUUUUCUCUGAAAAACAGACUUAAAAUUUCCAAAUGUUCCCAAUCAGCUGAACUGUAUUUGUUGUAGUAGCUAAACAAAUGUGGGAAAGGAAUGCAAACUCAAGGUAAAGCAGGUUGCUGACACUGAAGGUUUGACUUUUUUUCUCUUCAGCUCAGUUUUGAAAAUAUACCUUUGCUCUAUUAAGCAUAUUUGUCUCCAUAUUCAGUUUUUGAACAUAAAAUAAAAACCUUGGUUUUCUUGAGAUGGAAGUCAUAUUAAUUUCACAUUUUAUUUCAGUGCAUGUUUAUUUGGCAGACUAGUGAAUAUGACCAUAUUUGAUUUGAUUGUCAGCGUCUGUGAUGUUAGCCCCGGGUAUUUAUAGAUUUAUACUGGCCUCCUCAUUAGAAUCUUUUAGAAAGAAUUUUAAUUCAGGAGGAAUGUAUGUGAAUCAUGGUUUCGUAAAUAUCAAUGUAAUUUAAGUAGCCAUGAAAUACUAUAAAGUAAUCAUUAAUUUUAGAAUAUUUUGCGGCAAGUGAUUUAGUGGUUAUUGAUAACAUUUUAUUCUCAAAUACAAAAUAAUAGGGCCAGUGACUUCAUUAUUCCUUUGAUCCUUAGUACACAUUCCCUCAUUUUUAUGUGUUUUCUUUAAAUAGUACCUAAUAGAUAAGUUAGAAAAAAAAAAGACGUUAAAAUUUUGGACACCUGGGCAUUAUUUGUUCAGAUAUACAGUUGUCUUUAUAAAAUUUAAUAUUCUUCUAUUACUUAAUAUACUUUUAUAACUACAUUAACUGUCUUAGGUAGAUAGAGAUCUAUCUACUUCCCCAGAGAAAAUUGAACUGGUGAUCAAUCUUGGAUUUAAACAUGUAUGGGUAAAGUUUCUUGCUUAUAACAUAGAUUUCUGUAACUUUUCUUAUAACCUUUUCCAAGCCCUUUGUAUCUAAAGAAUACUGUUUAAGAUUUAAACAUCUGAGACCUUUUGGGAGAGAAUAUGUACAAGCCUGUAUACAAAGGAUACAAUUUAAAAAAUUAAAUUUUUUCUUAGGUUUUGUUAUACCUAGUCCAUUGGAAUUUUAAGAAAUGAUGUCUUUUAAAAUUGAGUUGUAGAAGCAAGAUUACCUGCUCUUAAGCUCCUGGACCUUAGACUAUUCACAAAUUAUAUUCAAAAGGAAAAUUAUUAGUCCUAGUGAGGGGUGUUUAGUAAAUAUACAUAUCAUUAAGCUUAUUACCUCUAACCUAGAUACUACAGGAUAUAGAAACAAUACCAUUUCUUGAGCAUAUACUCUGCGGUAGGCACUAAAUACAUGUAUGAUCUCAUUGUAUUUAAACUUUACAAUAAUCUUGGAAUAAAGGUAGUAUUUUUAUGCCAUUUUACAGAUGGGAAACUUAAUGAGUUUAAGUAGCUUACCCAAGGUCACAGUUAAAGGCCCCAACCUCAGGUAGUUUCUAAUAUAGUGGAAGAGACAAGACACAUGAAGUUACUAUUAAUAAAAGACAACCUACUAUUACAAAUCACUGUGUAAUUAUAUGGCAUGCAGUUAGUAUGUGCCAUGAAUUGAGUUUCUGCUUCUAGAAGAUUAAUUAAAAUGAUACAUGCUAAUUGCUUAACAUAGUGCAUGAUGGAUAUUAUUACUACUAUUAAUUAUAGAAUAGAAUUUGGAUGAAUAUGGAGAAAAGUUCAGAGAGGGAACCUUCUCUGUAGAGUCUAGUAUACAUGUAGAAUUGUGGACAGAGAGUAAGAGUGGCCAGAAUAUACUUUGUAUCAGUGGCAUGACUAGAAGGGUGCUGGGAAUGCGGACCACAUCCCCUGACAUUGUCAGAGAGGUGACACCAAAAUGACCCCAGGGUCCUUGGCCGCUGCAGUGGUGGCCGUGGGCUGACUGGUGCUGCUGUGGGAGGGGCUGCCAGGGCAGUGGCAUCACUAGAGUUGGUGUCCCCCGUCAGCCAGUGUGGUAACUCAUUCCCCCCAUCAUCUGCCAGUCAGGGUGCAGGCGCCCGGGCCGUGGCACCUGCCAUUGGGCAGAGAGGAAGGUC